Messenger RNA from Drosophila novamexicana, 1893 nucleotides. RefSeq names its product acetyl-CoA acetyltransferase, mitochondrial (gene Acat1). Lineage: Eukaryota; Metazoa; Arthropoda; Insecta; Diptera; Drosophilidae. The coding region runs from base 434 to 1660 and encodes 408 amino acids. Gene Ontology annotation, biological process: fatty acid beta-oxidation. The record is from RefSeq and is a predicted model, not a curated record. The transcript has a single exon. Gene Ontology annotation, molecular function: acetyl-CoA C-acetyltransferase activity.
GUAUACUGAUCUGUCAUGAAAAAUACUAAGUACAAAAAUGAAACCAAACCAUUAUUUGCAAUGAUUAACAUAGACGGCAUCAAUAAAAAAGUACGCAAUGUGAGUUCCAAGAUAAACUGGAAUCUUUUCUAGCCGGCAACUGAAAACAGAGUAUUAACAAUUCUGUCGUAUUCUUCGUAUUAAAGCAACGUAGCAUUAAAAACCCAAUGACAAGCAAAAAUACUAAAGCACGAAAAGCUUGCAAACAGCGACUUGCCACUUUCCACUUUCCAACACUGUCCGCAACAGCUGCUCACACGCCAUCGGCUCGUUACGCAAGUGGAUAGCAACAGGUUCUCAGCCUCAAUAUUAUUGCAAGUGUGAUCAGGUCCGGUUGUAAAAUUCCAGUGAUCGUUCGAUACUAGCAAGCAGUCGGUUAUAUAAAUCUAGUGCCAUGUUGCAAGCGACCAGAAGCCAGCUGUGCGCCCAGGCGCGUCGCUACAGCUCAAAGAUCAGCGAUGUUGUUGUUGUGUCCGCCGCACGGACACCGAUCGGCAGCUUCCAGAGCCAGCUGGCGCCGCUAACGGCCUCACAGCUGGGCGCCACGGCCAUCGAGGCGGCCAUUCAGCGUGCCGGCAUUGGCAAGGGCGAUGUUAGCGAGGUGAUCAUGGGCAAUGUUGUGUCCGCCGGACUCGGCCAGGCGCCGGCACGCCAGGCAGCCAUCUUUGCCGGCCUGCCGACCAGUGUGUGCUGCACCACCGUCAACAAGGUGUGCUCCUCGGGCAUGAAAUCGGUGAUGCUCGGCGCCCAGUCGCUGAUGCUCGGCCAGGCUGAGAUCGUUGUUGCCGGCGGCAUGGAGUCCAUGUCGAAUGUGCCAUACUAUUUGAAGCGCGGUGCCACGCCCUACGGCGGUGUCAAUUUAACCGAUGGCAUUGUCUUCGACGGUCUCUGGGAUGUCUACAACAAGUUCCAUAUGGGCAACUGUGCCGAGAACACCGCCAAGAAGAUGCAGGUGACACGCCAGGAGCAGGAUGCCUUUGCCAUUGAAUCCUACAAGCGUUCGGCCCAGGCCUGGAGCGAUAAAAUCUUCGCCAAUGAAAUUGCCCCGGUGAAGAUUCAGCUUAAGCGCAAGCCGGAGCAGAUCAUUGCCGAGGAUGAGGAAUUCAAGCGCGUCAAUUUUGAGAAAUUCGCCCAGCUGGCGACGGUGUUCCAAAAGGAGAAUGGCACCGUUACCGCCGGCAAUGCCUCGACCCUGAACGAUGGCGGCGCCGCUGUCGUCCUGAUGACCGCCGAGGCGGCCAAAUGUGCUGGCCUCAAGCCAUUGGCGCGCAUUGUCGCCUUCCAGGAUGCCGAGACGGAUCCCAUUGAUUUCCCCAUUGCGCCAGCAUUGGCGGUGCCCAAGCUGCUGGAGCGUGCCGGUGUCCGCAAAGAGAAUGUUGCCAUGUGGGAGAUCAAUGAGGCAUUCUCCGUGGUCGUGCUGGCCAACAUACGCAAACUGGACAUCGAUCCGGCCAAGGUGAAUAUUCACGGCGGCGCCGUCUCCCUGGGCCAUCCGAUUGGCAUGUCUGGUGCCCGUCUGGUCACCCAUCUGGCGCAUGCCCUCAAAGCCGGCGAACUGGGCUGCGCCUCCAUAUGCAAUGGCGGCGGCGGCGCCUCCUCCAUUCUGCUCGAGAAGCUCUAAGGCGGCGGAAACAGCAUGAAAACCAACAACUACAACAAGAGCAACAAUUAAAGCCAGAACUGCAUUUAUUCAAAUUUUCAAUCGAUGACGCCAGUUAUCGUUAUCGUUAUCGAACAUUAAAACUGUUUUUUACUCUCAUUGUUUCUGAAAAGAUGAAUUUUUGUCUAUUAUUUGUAUAGCAUUUAAUCGAAAACUUUGUGAUUUGCAAAAUAAACUAAGAAGAAUUGCAUAAA